Molecule: messenger RNA, 2576 nt
Organism: Linum trigynum
Lineage: Eukaryota; Viridiplantae; Streptophyta; Magnoliopsida; Malpighiales; Linaceae
Source: the annotation of a GenBank genome assembly
ACCUCUUGUCAUGGUUACCGCCAUUUUUACUUGUUUAUUGACCAUGCCACGCACUUUACUUGGGUGUAUUUUAUGAAGCUGAAAUCCAAUAUCCUUUCGGUUACCGCUGAUUUUCUCAAAAUGGUGCAGACACAAUUCGGGUAGCCCAUUAAACUCAUUCCAUCAGAUAAGGGAGGCGAGUUCGGUUCACAUCCACUUCAGGUGUGUGAAGAAAGCUUUCCCAGGUGUGUCACAGUAGAAUGGCGUGGUGGAAAGAAAAAAUAGGCAUGUUUUCAAACUCACUCGAGAUCUCUUGUUAGCCUCACAUGUCCCACCUUGUUUUUGGCCAAAAACUGUUGCUACUGUUGUGCGUCUCAUAAAUUACCAAACCAAUCAUGUCCUUUAUCACGUCAGUUCUUAUUUUUCUCUUUACAAAACCCAUCCUAACUAUUUGCGUCUUAGGGUCUUUAGUUGCUACAUUUUGUCCUUCUUCCUCGAAAAGAUCGUACUAAGCUAGUUCCCAAAACCUCUGCUUCAUAUUUCUCGGCUAUAGUGAUAUCCAUAAAGGUAUCAUUGUUUUUAUCGCACCUCCCAACGCUUUCGUGUCUCCUGUGAUGUUGUAUUCAUUGAAAAUGUUAUGUUUUACUCGUCGUGUAGUCCUUCAUCUACCCCUUUGAUUUCUUCCGCAUACCUUCCCACCUUAUCCGACAAAGAUGAUGCUGAUGAUACACCUUGUCUCCCCCCAUUCACUUCCGUCAUCACCUUCUUCUAGCUCGUCUUCCUGUGAUGAAUCGUCGCCGCCUUCACCACCAGAACCUCUAGUUCUUCGUCGUUCGCUCUGCAACAACUUGGGUAAGCUUCCCGCUCGGCUCUUUGAUAGUUUGGUUUAUGGCAUCGAUCUCGUGUUUGUUCCUUCCACUUAUAAGAAGGUUCAUAGGAUUCCUGAAUGGGAUGAUGCCGUGCACGUGGAGCUCGGGGCCUUAUAUGAUAAUGAGACGUGGACUAUUGUACCCCAUCCUCCACCAGUACCACACAUUGGGAUUCGUUGGGUGUACACUAUCAAGGUCAGGCCCAAUGGGAGUAUUGAACGACACAAGGCUCGGUAGUCACACAGGGCUUUAGCCAGGAGUAUGGGAUAGAUUUCAAUGAAACCUUUGCACCUGUUUCCAAGAUGAUGACAAUUCAUAAUCUCUUAGCUGUCGAUGCAUCCCGAAAUUGGCAUCUAUACCAGCUUGAUGUCAAGAAAGCAUUCCUACAUGGUGAUCUAAAGGAGGUCAUUUACAUGGACCUUCCAUCUGGUUGUCCCUGUUCUCCAAAGAAGAUGUUUGUCUUAUCUUCCGAUCUCUUUAAGGGUUCAAGCAGGCACCUCGUUCCUAGUUUGACAAGUUUCAUAACACUAUUGUCAGUCUGAGUAUGCAACAGAGUUUGAAUGACAUGUCCCUCUUCACUAAGUCCACACCAAGAGGAAUAGUUGUUCUUUUACUGUAUGUUGAUGAUAUGGUGGUGACAAGCGAUGAUUCUAAUGGGAUUGAAGAGCUUGCUGCAGGCUUACGGUCUUCUUUCAGUCAUAAGGAACUCGAGUCUCUUUCUUCUUUUCUGGGUUUGGAAAUAACUCGGUUACCUCAAGGCAUUUUACUUAGUCAACCAAAAUAUGUAGAUGAUCUUCUUGAAACCACAGGGUUUACGGACUGUUGGCUAGUCUUAACACCUAUGGAGCUGAAUGUCAAAUUGGGUAAAGAUGUUGGUGAACCAUUGGCAGAUGGGCGCCAAUAUCGCAGCCUUGUGGGUAGUCUUAACUACAUGACUCAUACUCGAGCAUAAUCUUGUACACAGUUCAUAUACUAACUCAUUUCAUGAAUUCCCCACAUGAUGUCCAUCUCCACGCUGCACACAGGGUACUCCGCUAUCUAUCUGGUACGAAAACCGUGAGGUUGUUCUUUCCUUCUCGUCGAGAUGAUACUAUUAGCGCCUAUUCCGACUCUGAGUUUGCGAGAUGUAUUGAUACUCGUCGUUCUAUCAAAGGGUGGUGCAUCUGAUAUGGUGGAUCAUUUGUUUCUUGGAGAUGUAAGAAACAAGACUAGGUGUCUAAGAGAUCUACUGAAGCUGAAUAUCGAGCUAUGUCAGACAUGGCUUCAGAAAUUAUUUGGUUGUGACGUCUGCUUGGUGAGUUUGGUGUUAUAGGUCUGACUGCUAUUCGUGUAAAGCUAAUGGACACUACAUUCCUACUGCAGAACACGAAGCCGAUCUCUUGACAGAGACAUUCACUACCGCCCGUCAUUGGUACUUAUCUAGCAAAUUGAUGCUCCGAGAUUCACAUCAGUUUGAGGAAGGCUGUUAAUCGUAGCAUAUCCUAGUUAUAUGUAUGCCCAUGACAUGUAUUAUGUUGUAGUAUUGAUACGUAGCUCAUUAGCUUUGUAUAACCCUAUUUCGGCAGCUAGGGUUAGGCGUGUAUAUCAACUCUUGUAACCGGACGUAUGAGGUAACAAAUCAGAGUAUCUCCUUCCCGUGGACUAGUCGGUAUUGGACCCUGCAAUACUUGAAACCACGUAAAACGUCGUGUGUUGUGUUUACGAUUUGAAUACAUUUUGAUAUCUUAA